UCUUGAGAGGGCCUGGGGUCCAGGACACAGGGCUCACCUAAGGCUGCUGCUGGAUCCUCCAGACUAGGGGAUCCAGAGCCACCUGGCAGACUGGCACUGAGUGACAGUACUGCAGUGUGCCCCUGGGAGAGGGGCAGGAGAGACCUGUGAGGCACUGGAGGGAAGGAACUAAAGCUGAUAGAAGGGGCAAGACUGAGGAGAACCCACUGGGCAAAUUAAUCCUCCUUUCAAACUCCAGGUAAUGCUAGAGAAGGCUGAAGCAGUGGAUUCCCUGAGGCCACCAUGAACCGUGACCAUCUUCCACUCUAGUCUAUGUGUAUUCAGUUCCCAAUAUUAUAGGCCCGGGAGAAAAAGUAAUACACUAUGUUCAGGAAGAGGUGUUACUUGCCACCUCUCUCUCUAGAUAGUAGGUAGCCCACUUUCAAAUAAAAUGUGAGAUACAGCAUUAAACAAACAAUCAAAUAAAACCUAGUGGUAAAGAACAAAGUACUGAAAAGAGCUUCAUUCAUAAAUCACACAGAUGUUACUAUCAGAGAAUUUAAUUUCAUUUACUUUCUAAAAAGAAUUCUUGUGUGCCUAGAUACAGCAUCUCUGGUAUUUUGAAAUGCUAUGAUUUGCAAGGUCAUCGUGUCAAGUCCCCCACUGUCAUAGUGUCAAGUUCCCUAGUCACAUAGGCUGGGUGUAAGCUUCCAAAACCUUAAAGCAGUGCUGUCGGGCUCUCUCUCUGUCCUGCUCUUUCUCCAUUUCACUGUCUCUAUACAGGAAAUAAAACACACAAACAUUACUUCUUAGAAAAAAAACACCAGGACUCUGACAACUGUAUUGGAGGAGAUCACUGCCAAGAUUUCGUGAGUAGAGACACACUGCCCUAUCCCACUGCACUAUACUUUCCAUCUGUGCCAGAUUUCACUGUGGAACCUGCCUCCUGCCAAGGGACCAUGUCAACAAAGAAUAAAGUGGGCAGGAUUAAUCCUAUCAGCACUCCCUGACUGCAGAACACAUGCAGGCUCAGCAAGAAGCUGGGGCAGCUUCCACCUUAACCCACUUGCUGGCCCAGAAAGCCCAGAAACUCCUCUGCAUGACCCCAGCAGCCACUCGUGACCCCAACAGGCCCUCCUGACACCAGCUGAGACCUCUAGUCCCAGACACAGGAGAGCCCACAAGUCCAGCUGCCUCCUGAACCCCGCCCACAGCGGCCCCUGCAGAUCCCGGCAGACCCCGUGUUCCUAGGCACCCCUACAACCCAGGAGCUCCAGCUGGAGCAGGAGCAGAGUAGGAGCAGAGCAGGAGCACACUGCCCUCGCGCCCCUGCUGCCGUUGGUCGCUGAGCGCCUCCUACUGGCUCCCAGUCCGCAGCAGAGCUAUGCUGUGGGUCCCUGUGCUGCUCCUGCUGGGCCUGGGCCUGGCCUUGGGCCACCCCUCUCUGAUUCUGCCUCCCAGCCUGGAGCCCCAGGACUUGGGCCACCACCAAUCCCAGGACAAGGAGAUUGAAUCCAGGUCCUUCAGGGGCGUUUGCCCCUCCUCCGAGCCAAGCCCAGAGCCGGCCCUCCUCCACACUCACCUUUCGCCUGAGGUCCCUGUCUCACAGCACACCCAGCCCAAGAAAGGCCGCCCAAGACUGCAUCGCUCACCAAGCCACCUAUCUCAGACGACCCGCAGACCCCUGCACAGGCCAGGGAGGGGACAAACAGCCAGCACCAAGGGGACCCCCAUGGCCCAAACUGCCUGUGUCUCUAGAGGGCUGAUCUUUGAAGCUGUGGACUCUGACCAUGACCAACACAAGCAGCCUAGUGUGUUGCCUCAGGUGAAUUUCUCAUGUGUCAUCAAGGAGGUGAAGAUACAUACAGACACUAAUCAGAGACCCCUGAGGAUCUAUAUGGGUGAUGAUCUCACACUCUAUGGCAGGGCUAACUUUGACUGUCCUUCAAAGACCAAGAUAGUGCUAGGAGAGUGGUACUAUGUAGCAGUGCCAAGAGUUGGUCAUGUGCCUCAAUGGGGAAGACCAAGAGAGACAGAAAUUCUAAAUGUUCCCUACACAUCGAAACUGGAAAUUCAUGAUUUGCAUAGCAUGCUUGGUGUGUAUAUAUUUAAUUAUACACUAUCCAUCAAACCAAGUUCACAAUUGCCUCCUGUGGAAGGCUCAGAUAUCCUCUAUGUGGUCGUUGAGAGAAGGCCACUGAAGGCAGUUCUCCUUGGACCACAGAAUAUCACAGUGAAAUUCACAGCCUUACUCGUGCUGAAUGGAUCCACAUCCAAUGAUCCAGAUGUGGGCAUGGCUGUACAGGGACUCUUCUAUUCUUGGUACUGUACCACAAACCCAAAAAACUACCAGGGAGACAAAAUAACAUUGAUGAGCAAAGAAGUGUGUGGCCCAGAACAAACAUCUCUGAGGUGGGGAAAUGAAAGUCUUUCAGUGCAAGAAAUAAAGCCAGGAACACUGGCAGCUGGGCGUGUAUACUAUUUCAGAUUGGUAGUAAAAAAAGACACCAGAUCAGCAUUUGCUGACAAAACGGUACAUGUACUGCUAGGUCCAGCACCAGAAGCCAGACUUUUGUGUAUUGAAAAUUGUGAAGCAGUUUUCAGUAUAUCAGAUAGAUUAUCUUUGUUUCUGAAUUGCUCAAGUUGCACAUUAAGCCGUGAUGUGUAUAGAUGGUCCCUUCACUCUCGUACUGGUGGUGAGAUACCUUUUGACUGGAAAGGGCUGACCACAACAGGAAGGAAUAGGAACUAUUUGUCUGUAAAAGCCUUUGCGUUAUCAGAUUUUCCAGAAGAUCAGUAUUAUAUUUCUGGCCGUAUAACAGCUUGGGCUGGAAAGUUUAGGGAUUUUCAGCACUUCUUUGUCAUCAACCAUGCACCUAGACCUGGAGAAUGCAAAAUUAAACCACGCAAAGGAACUUCACUUGCUACUAAAUUUGUUGUCAGGUGUAGAGAUUUUAAAGAUUACAACACACCUCUUAAGUACAAGGUAAUACUGUCAGAUUCAUAUGAUUCAAGGGAUAGACAUUCCUUAAGAGAAAACAUCAUGGGAGUGAGUCCAUACUUUGGGACUCAGUCCACUACCUCUUUCUUUCUCCCCGUUGGCUUACUGGUGAAUCGUUACUCCUUGAAGAUCUAUGUUCAGGUGUAUGACUCUCUAGGAACCUUUACUCAGGUGACUUUGGCCAGCACUGUGUUGCCUCCCACUAACCGUCUCUCCCCAGAGACUGUGCUGCAGAAGUUACACAAUCUCACCAUGGGACCAGAUUCCAAACUCUCUGAUUUGCUUAAAAAGAAGGAUUUCUUGGGUGCAGGCUACUUAAUUUAUAUUGGGGCUUCUGUCUUGAAUAGCAUGAGAUAUAACUCAAGUAUGCAAGAGGACAUGGUCCAACAUCGAGAACACCUGGUCAAUCAGACUUUCCAGCUUCCCUUAAACACUUUGGAGGAGAUCACCCAAGUAGUUGCAGCUCUUGCUAAGUUAACACAGAGGGUGUCUGCUAUCACAGAAAUGUCCCAGGAGCGGUCCACAGAGAGGAUCUCCCAAGCAAAUCAAGCCCUGCAAGAGUACCGGAAGAGAAACAAGCAGUUUCACUCUGAGCAGAUAGAUACUGUGUGCACUGGCAUAUUCAGAAGUUUGUCCAAUCUCCUUAAGCUCUCUGCUCAUCAUAAAGCUUUUGAUGAACCUAUCUAUGUGUUAGACUCUCUAGCAGACACAGUCCUGGCUAGUGCUGUGCCAGAGAAUGAAACCAAGGUGCUGCAGAGCCCAGGCAUCAACAUGUAUGUCAGGAAGACUGGAGAGUGGAAUGCUGCCAACGUGAGUGUGCAGGGGGAGCACAGCCACAAUGAUCUCUAUGCUAAGGUGAAUAUCAGCAGUGUUCCUGGUCUGGCUGAGAACGCUCCCAUGUCUACAACAUUCAUUGAGUUUACUGAAGACCCUUUUCCUUGGAUAGAUUAUCCAGAAAAUAUUUCAACUGAUGUUGUGGGAUUCAGAAUGUCAGCAACUAUAGCUAAUGCUGAAGAAGUAGAAAUCACACCAGAGUUAGCAGAGGUCUACCUGGCCAGGAAAACACUGAGCUCUGAAGUGUUUAAUAUCACCAUGAGGCCCAGCACAGAGUUCAACAGGGCUGAUGAGUCCUCCAAGACAGCCACGGGGGCCUUUUGGUUUGAAGUGGACUGCAGUGAGCAGAAGGAGGUGCUGCUACAUAUCAUCACAGAAGUGACACUGCUGUUCAGGGUCUCUGUGUAUGCUGGUGACAAGGUCUCAGCAACUAAUCUUGUUGCCACCUAUUUGGUGCCCCGCGACAUCCCUCCCAUGGCCAACCACAGUGACUUGUUUGACCCAAACUGUACCGUGAAGGCAGCCCGAGUGGUUUGCCUGUCACCAUCCCUGCUACAGGUCAUAGCAGAGAGGCUGCAGUCAACAUACUGUGUGAUAGCUGUGGUUCUGCAGGCACCCCAGUUUGUUCUGAGCCCUAAUAACAAGCUGGUGAGGAUUUCUGUGUUCAGAGUUCAGUGCUUGGACAUGUAUGGGAUCCAGAGUGAGUGGAAUGAGCACAGCUGCACCCUUGGGGAGAAGACCAGUUGGCAGAGAGUGCACUGCAUCUGCAAAACCAAAGACACUGAGCAGCCAAAACGACCCCCUAUAUUGUCUAAUCUCAGGCAGUACUCACGAUACUUUGUGGCCAAGGUAAUUGUUGUCCCUAACCCUGUGGAUCUCCACUUAGAUGUUGUCAAGAAAAUUACCCAAAACCCAGUGACUCUCAUUGCUGUGAUUUUUAUUUUGAUCUUGUACAUAAUUCUGGCUUUCUGGGCUCUGCACCGAGAUGAAACUGACCAAUUUAUUCGGCAACACGUGAUAAUCCUCCCAGAUAAUGACCCCUAUGACAAGACAUGCUACCUGCUUACUGUUUUCACAGGAAGCCGCUGUGGCUCUGGGACCAGAGCCAAUGUCUUUGUCCAACUUCUGGGGACAGAAAGUACCAGCGAUGUACAUUGCUUGAGCCACCCCCAUUUUCCAAGUCUCUACCGAGGAAGCAUCAACACCUUUCUCUUAACAACUAGAAACAACUUGGGGGACAUCCACUCCAUUCAUGUGUGGCACAACAAUGAGGGCAGCUCACCCAGUUGGUACUUAAGUAGAAUCAAAGUGGAAAAUCUCUUCAGCAGGAAAAUCUGGCUGUUCAUGUGUCGGGAAUGGCUUUCCAUUGACACCUCUUUGUACAGGACGUUUUAUGUUUCUCAGCCAGACCAGCCUGUGAGCAGACUUGACUUUUUUCUCAUAGACAUGACUUAUAAAAUGGGGAAAAGCCACAUGUGGUUCUCAGUUUUUGCUGCUGUCAUUAGUAAACAAUUCAAUCGACUCCAAAGACUGUCCUGUUGCCUGUCAGUGCUGCUCUCCUCUCUUCUGUGUAAUAUCAUGUUCUUAAACUUAAAUCCCAGUGAAGGAAUGGAGUCACCACAGGAUAAAUACUUCCGGUCAAUGAUCAUCGGAAUGGAAAGCACAUUAAUAACUCUGCCUGUACAGGUGAUCAUCACUGCUCUGUUCAACUUCUCCCAGAGGAAUCCCCUAGUACAUGAGAAACGUGUGGCUCCUCGAAUGAUUCCUGAAGUAGUAGACUCUGGUGACAACUGGGGAACCAUUUUGCAGAUGUGGUAUAAGAAGGAGACUUCUGAGCCUGAGAAAACUAGAGAUGAGGAACAGCAAAGAAUGGCUGCGACGUCAGUUCUGGACACCAAAGAAGCAGGCACCGUUGAAGAAGUCAUCAACACUAACACUAAUGCCAACCCCGAUGCUCAUGCUGAGGAGCCCACCUCAAAGGCUAGGUCUGGACAUGUUCAAACAACGACCCGGUUUGUUCUUCCUCACUGUUUUGUUUACCUUGCCUGGGUCUUGGUUUUUGCCACUUGCAGCAUCUCCUCAUUCUUUAUUGUGUUGUAUGGGCUAACUUACGGCUAUGAGAGGUCACUCAAAUGGCUCUUUUCUUCCUUUUUUGCAUUCAGUCAGUCAGUUUUCCUAGUGCAGCCGGUGAAAAUUAUUCUCUUCACAGGCUUUCAAACAAACCGCAGCAGGUACUGUAAAAAUCUCUCCUGGAUCAGCACCUACCAGUACACAGAAAUCUCACUGGAGGAUCUGAAUUUGAAUCCAUCAAGAAUGGCUAUCAUCCACCAGAACAUUGUCCAGCUUCAGAAAUCACGAAUGUACCAGCCCCUCACAGAAGAUGAAAUCAGAAUAUUCAAUAGGAAGAAGAUGGUCAAGAAAAGAGCAUUGCUGUUUCUCUGUUACAUACUCACUCAUUUCAUCUUUCUUGCCCUUCUGCUCACCCUUGUCGCUAUCCUGCGUCACAAGGACACCUUUCACUAUAAUCAAUUUAUCUCAGACCAGUUCUCUGUGGACCUUGUAACAGUGACCAAGCUGGACGACAUCUACAGCUGGCUGGAUAAGGUGCCUCUGCCUUUGUUCCACAAUGACGUGAAGCCAACAUUCCUCCCUGACAGCUCCUCCAAAAUCCUCGGGCUCCCACGGAUGAGGCAGGUCAGGGCGAAACCUGGUGGGAAAACAUGUCUGCCUGCAAAACACUUUGGCAAAAGCAGAAUAGCUGGGGAAAUCCACUGUCACCCUCAAUAUGGCAGUGACCCAGAAGACAUAAGAAACUACUCUGCUUCUUGGGAUACAGUUGCUAGUCAAGCCCCCGAGGAGACUGACAGUGGCUUUACCUACAAGCCUACACAAAGGAGCUGGGCAUACAGGUCCUAUGGACUCUCACAUACCUAUGGAUCAGGAGGGUACACAUUCCAGUUUUUCCCAGAAGAGCAGCAGUUUAAUUCAACUUUGAGGAUCAAGGACCUCCAGAGCAGCCACUGGCUUGAUGAGAAGACAUGGGCUGUGAUCUUGGAACUAACAACCUUUAAUGCAGACAGCAGUCUCUUCUGUAGUCUCUCAGUCAUUUUUGAGGUUUCCCAGGUGGGAGUGGUAAACACGAGCCUGUCUGCACACUCCUUCUCACUUGCUGAUUUCAACAGAGACACUUCCUCAGAAAUCUACUUGUAUGUGGCCAUUCUCCUCUUUCUCCUAGCCUACAUUAUUGAUGAGGUCUAUGUCAUUUCUCAGGAAGGGGCCCUGUAUGUGAGGAGUGUGUACAAUCUUGUCAACUUUGUUUUCAAAAGUCUAUUUCUGGUGCUGGCUGUGCUCUUUAUCAGGAAGCAUGCCUUGGCCAUGGGGGUGAUCCAGUUCUACUUGUCUAAUCCUGUAGCCUUUCUCCCCUUCCAUGCCGUUUCCCAGGUAGAUCAAUUUAUGAGGAUGAUUCUGGGCUUCCUGCUAUUCCUGGCAUUUUUAAAGACCCUCAAGUAUUCCAGAGUCUUCUACAAUGUGCGGCUUGCUCAGCGGGCCAUCAGGGCAGCCCUCCCUGGCAUCUGCCACAUGGCAUUUGUGGUGUCAGUAUAUAUCUUUCUGUACAUGGCAUUUGGCUACCUGGUAUUUGGCCAGCAUGAAUGGAACUACAGUCAUUUGAUGCAUUCCACUCUGACAAUAUUCUCCUAUUGUGUCUCAGCUUUUCACAACACGGAAUUUUGCAAUAACAGGGCUCUGGGGAUCCUGCUUCUCUCGUCCUUUAUUCUGCUUAUGGUCUGCAUCUUGAUCAACUUAUUCAAGGCUGUGAUUUUGUCUUCCUAUGAGGAAAUGAAGCAGCCUGUGUAUGAGGAGCCAUCUGAGGAAGCAGAAGCCAUGGCCUAUCUGUAUCACAAGCUAAGAACCGUGCUUACCUUUGUGGGCUUCCAUUCAGAGACCAGAGAGGAACCCGAAUUCUUUGUGGACAUGGUGUAUGGACAGCCAGAGAGGAAUAGCCACAGGUAUCUUGGACUGAAAACCAGAAACUUUCAUGGAGAAAACAAGGUUUAUCUUGUAGUUUAGUAGUAACACAUGUAAGAGUUGGAGAGAGGAGCUUUGUUUCAAUGUUCAGUUAUUGGUUUAGAGAUUGUUCAAUGCACCAUUGUUGCUACUCACCCUUACCCUGCAUUUAGCUGUCUCUGCACUUAGGUUCCCUUAUUGUGGAAGGAUUCCUGAUGCUGUCAGAAUGUCGUGCAGUGGCAGGGGAAAGAGUGUGACAGAAGCCAGUGCUACAGUAAAGCUGUUUCUCGAGAGACACAGGCAGUUUAGAGAUAGAGACCCAGUUGUGGGUGACAGAGCUAAAGAGCCCUUCCUCCCCCAUGUCCAAGCCUGGCGGGUGUACUGUGCCCUCUUUCCUCCUGAGUGUGGAGUGUUCAGUACCUGUGGCCAGGUGCUAGCCCAACCACCAGUCUUUUGGGUGUGUCCUGAUCAUGUGCUUGAACCUCCCAACAGUGCU
This is a messenger RNA of Erinaceus europaeus (western European hedgehog), 8315 nucleotides long. RefSeq names its product polycystin family receptor for egg jelly-like. Bases 1364 to 7882 code for a protein of 2172 amino acids. Lineage: Eukaryota; Metazoa; Chordata; Mammalia; Eulipotyphla; Erinaceidae. Gene Ontology annotation, cellular component: membrane. Gene Ontology annotation, molecular function: protein binding; calcium channel activity. The transcript has a single exon. The record is from RefSeq and is a predicted model, not a curated record. Gene Ontology annotation, biological process: detection of mechanical stimulus.